Molecule: messenger RNA, 282 nt
Organism: Peniophora sp. CBMAI 1063
Lineage: Eukaryota; Fungi; Basidiomycota; Agaricomycetes; Russulales; Peniophoraceae
Source: the annotation of a GenBank genome assembly
AUGCGAGGCGACUUCUUGGACAUCGUCGAGCGCGUCGACGCUAGUGUCGGCUUCUUGCGCGAAUACAGGCGAUACAAGGAAGCGGAAAUGUACUUGUCGUGCUUCGCAGUGUCUGGUUCCAGCGAUGACGUUGAUUCGCAUGUACUUCAUCGGGAGUUUGCGUGCUUUAACCGCAGACGUGAGCAAGCGCUUGGGCGAGAAGCCGUUACUCAUCAUCUCCUGUACACCCGCUUCCGAUCUGUAGCCGGUCCUCUACCUCCAUUGCUGGGUGAACUCGAGUGA